CCAAUAUGGAAGAAUUUGUGCUUACUGAUGAUAUAAUUGAACAAAUAAAAGAUUUUGACCAUGAGGGCCUAAUUGAAGAACAAAGUUUGUUAAUUGAUAAGUUAAUAUUAAAUGAGGAAUUAAAAAAACGUUAUAAAAAAAAUGGUUUAUGCAAAGAAUGUAAGCAGCCUAAUACAUAUUAUCAAGGAGAUUAUAGUAUUUGGUGUAUGUCAUGUAAUGCUAAGAAUUUUCAACAAAAUUUCAAGAAUUGGACUAGUGGAAAUCAUGAAGUUGAUAAGUUUAUUCAAAAAACACAACUUAAAGCUAAAAAUUUAAGUGAAGUUUUAGAAUGGAUUGAAUAUGAUAGAUUUGAAAAUAUUGAAUACUUGACAAAAGGAGGAUUUGGAACUAUUUAUAAAGCAAUUUGGAAAGAUGGACGGAUAAAAAGUUGGGAUUUUGAGAAUAAUAAAUGGACAAGAAGUAAAUAUUAUUGUAGGGAAUAUGAGGAUUUUCCAGUUGUUUUAAAAUGUUUACAUAAUUCUCAAGAUAUUUCAUCCGAUUUUUUAAGAAUAAUUGAAACACAUAUGUUUGUUUCAAAUUAUGGAGAUCGUAUAACAAAGUGUUAUGGCAUUACUAAAGAUCCAGAAUCUAGAAAUUUUAUGAUAGUAAUGGGAUAUGCAAAAGAUGGUAGUUUAAGACAAUAUUUAAAUAGUAGUUUUAAUUCAAUAAAAUGGAAUGAAAAGUUGGUUAUUUUACAAGUUAUUGCACAAGGCCUCGAUGAUAUUCAUCAAAAAAGGGUUAAUUCAUCCCAUUUUACUUUUAUUACUGAUUUAGGAUUAUGUCGACUAGCAAAUGUAAAAUCAUCUCAAAAUGAAUGUAAAGAACUAUAUGGAGUAUUACCUUAUGUAGCACCAGAAGUUUUAAGAGGAAAAGAAUACACUCAAGAAAGCGAUAUUUAUGGAUUUGGAAUUGUUGCAUAUGAAGUCUGUACAGGGCUACCUCCUUAUCAUGAUAUUAUUCAUGAUAAAUUCUUAGCUAUUAGCAUUUGUCAAGGACUUAGGCCAAAAUCAAAUUAUAAAAUUCCUCAAUUAGUUUUAAACAUAAUUAAACAAUGUUGGGAUGCCGAUCCUUUAAAACGACCUAAAGCAAAUGAAUUAGAAGAUUUAUUUGACAAGUUAUAUGAUGAAAAAAUUAAUGAAAAGUUAAUAUCAUCAUCAUCAUUAUAUACUGGUCCUACUCUUUCAUAUACUACAAAUCCUCAAGCAGUUUACACGAGUAGACUUUUAGAUUUUAAAAAUCUUCCAGAGCCAAUAAAUGCUAUUGAUAAUAAGGAUGAUGAUAAUUCAUUUGGAGAAUAUUCAGAAUCAAUAGAAGCAAUAGAUUUUACUAAACUAGACCCUAGAAGCAGCUGAGGGUAUAAAUUUCUUUAUUAUUUACUAUUUAUUUUCUUUAACAUUUUAACAUUACUACAGAUAUGUUAUUUUAUUGUUUAUGAUUAAAUAAAGUAUUAUUUCUAUGAAAUUAUAUGAAAAUAAAUAGAAUGAAUUGUAUGUAUAAAUAUGUUAUAAAAAUUGCAACAA
This is a messenger RNA of Rhizophagus irregularis DAOM 181602=DAOM 197198, 1559 nucleotides long. The record is from RefSeq and is a predicted model, not a curated record. Lineage: Eukaryota; Fungi; Glomeromycota; Glomeromycetes; Glomerales; Glomeraceae.